AUGGAGGAGCUCUUGCGAUGGCUAGACCUUUCGGAUGGCUCAGAUGGCGAAAGCACGCUCGACGCUGCUUGGGGUGUGCUGCGCAAGGCCUGGAGAGCCAAGAAGAUUGGCAACGCCGCGCGAGAAGAGGACGCGCAGAGGUCCUAUUGGGAUGGCCUGCAGCUCGUGGCCCGCGGUCGGCGCUUCAUGGCCAUGGAUGGUGCUGAGGCUUGGCAGCUGACGCGCUUCAAUGCUGCGGCGUGCGCGGUGGAGGGCGCGCUGCGCCGCAAUCUGAGCCUGCUGGCAGCGCGCCGACAGAACUUUGAAGAGGCUCUGAGCCACGCAGAGGAGAGUCUUCGCCUUGAGCCCGGCAACCCUAAAUCCAGGUACCGCCGGGCUGUGGCGCUGUACAACUUGGGCCGCGGUGAUGAGGUUGAGGGCGACAGGAAAAUUAUUGCAAAGGAAGGGGCGCUUCAAGGCCGUGUGGAUCGUGCAGCCCAGCGUCUAGACGGACAUGGAGACUCGCGAGAUAUUUUUCGAGAGAGCGACUGCGACUGCGGCCUGUGCCGGCUCAGUGGGCAAUCUCAAAAUAACAGGCGCCGCAGCGUGCACUUAGCAGCCAAGGUUGGCGCAAAGUGCCAAUGCCAGGAUGCGCUGGAGAGGCUGCUGGACUCUGGCGCAGAGGUGAAUUUGGCCGACGCGGAUGAAAGGACCCCCCUCCACUUGGCCGCAGCAAAUGGGCGUCAGGAGGCAGUCAGCUUGCUACUAGAUGCCCGGGCCGAGCCCGACGUCUUGGAUCGUCAUGGCCGAAGUCCGCUUUACUAUGCCGCCUGCGCGAACCACCGUGACGUGGUGGCGCUAUUGGUCGAGCGGGGGCAAGCAGACCAGAGUAUCCUGUUUCAUGCGCUCAAGGAGAAGUUCGGCACCCACAAUUUCAUGCUUCACGACUGGCCGGAAUAUAACGGCCGGUGGAUGUCGUCGGGAGCACAGAGAGCACGAAGCAAGUCAAUGCUGGGCCAGGUGGCCAAGGACAUUGAAGGCUUUCGCUGGGGCUGGCUGAAGCAGGUGACUGGGCAGGAAGUGCAGAUGUGCCAGCUUUUCUGCGGUUCAGAAGGCUUCUCCCCGUGCCACUACGAUCCACAG
Effrenium voratum is the source of this 1122-nucleotide messenger RNA. Lineage: Eukaryota; Dinophyceae; Suessiales; Symbiodiniaceae. The record is from the annotation of a GenBank genome assembly.